CGGGUGUAAAAAUCGGUCGGUGUCCCAACCGCGUAUGCAAGCAGCUUCUGAUCCUUAAUAACCAAGUAGCCCCUGAAAAGAAAGCCCACGCGUAUCCAGAAAACCCUAAAACCCCGUAUCCCCUCUCUGGUCUCCCUUCGCUUAUCUCUCUCGCAACUCUUCGGAUCUAAUCGUCUCCUGAUCUAGAGCGCUCCAGCAUCCGACUUGUAAUCUGAUUUCGAUGACUACUACUUUGGAUAUGUCCCUUGAUGAUAUGAUUAAGAGCAAAAGGGGUAAUCGUGAUAGAAACAGAGAACGUGGCAGGGCUCCUCGCGGUGGUCGUGGCCGUGGCGGCCGUGGGUCCCGUGGGUCUUUUAUGGGUGGAAGAAUGACAGGGGCAGUUCGGAGAGGUCCUCCCCCCGCAAUAAAUACUCGACCAUCUGCCCACACCAUUGCCAAGUCCUUCCGCAGAACCAAGCGUUUUCCGUGGCAGCCAGAUUUGUUUGAAGAAAGCCUUAGAGCUGCAGGGAUUUCAGGGAUUGAAAUCGGCACAAAAUUAUAUGUGUCGAACUUGCACUAUGGAGUGACAAAUGAGGAUAUAAGGGAACUCUUCUCUGAGAUCGGAGAGCUGAAGCGAUAUGCAGUUCAUUUUGAUAAAAAUGGACGACCAAGUGGCUCAGCUGAAGUGGUUUAUACCAGAAGAAGUGAUGCAUUUGCAGCAUUGAAACGCUAUAAUAAUGUCCUAUUGGAUGGGAAGCCUAUGAAGAUCGAGAUUGUUGGUGCCAAUGAGGGAAUGCCAAUUUCUGCACGUGUCAAUGUGACAGGAGUACAAGGAAGAAAGAAGAGGACAGUUGUAAUGACGCCCAGACCUGGUCAUGCUGGUGGCUAUGCUUUGCCUGCGGUUAAUCGUGGUCCUGGCCCUUCUAGGAGCACUCGUGGAGGGAUCAGGAAUGGCCGUGGAAUUCCACGUGGUCGUGGUCGUGGUCGUGGGCGUGGGCGUGGGCAUGGACAAGGACCUGAGAGGAAGAAACCUGUUGACAAGUCAGUUGAUGAACUUGACAAGGAACUUGAUAGCUAUCAUGCAGAAGCCAUGCAAACUUAGUUAAAUGAAGCUGUGGAAGUUGCCAGUAUUAAUCAAUAGUAGCUAUGCUAUCUGUACAAAAGUGGCCAAUUGUAAUUUUGGGAAUACUAACUAAUUCUGCUCGAUUUCGCCAUGCUUUGAAUUCUAGGCAAGUAAAUUUAGAGGAGUUGAAGGCUUUAAGCUGUUGGUUGAUUUUGAAACUCUGGUUUUGUUCUGAAAUCUAUUUGCUUCAUGAAUAAACCCGGUUUGUGUUGUUUUCCUUUAAAGCCGUUUAGUCUACUUAUUCAUAGAGUCA
Molecule: messenger RNA, 1355 nt
Organism: Rosa chinensis
Lineage: Eukaryota; Viridiplantae; Streptophyta; Magnoliopsida; Rosales; Rosaceae
Product: THO complex subunit 4D
Exons: 7
Coding region: 221-1081 (286 amino acids)
Biological process (GO): mRNA export from nucleus
Cellular component (GO): nucleus
Molecular function (GO): mRNA binding
Source: RefSeq, a predicted model, not a curated record